UGACAUGGACUGCCUUCAAAAGGAUGGAGGUGUCGUGCAGACAAAUAAUGUUCUGGCACUACCGCGCCAUGGAAAAUAGUGACGAGCUUUAGGUUACCGUCAUCGACAGCUAUGUGUACGUCAACUAACCUCCGAUGUCGUUCAGUGAGGACCUCAGAAGCCCUCGCCGCGAGUGUGCAUGCAAGUUAGACCAUCGGUCAAUGAACCCCAUUGGUCGGGUUCGUGUACUCAAAUCUUUCGGUGCACCCCUGGUCCACAUAUGUCAGAGUAACACCACCUACAAGCAGAUUACUUUCUCUCGCCUUAAUUCCGUGCCCUCUUGUGCCUCAGGAGAUACUGUCUCAUCAUUCUCAAACCAUACGCAUCGCUCCUCUGCCAUGGUCUGCCAUUGGACCCAUCGAGACCCACCGAGAACGCCUGCAGAACGAUCCAUGUUGCCUGCCGGAUUUCUACAGUAUUACCGAGCUCUGCGGCAGCAUAUAAACUCUUUCAUAGAUGCAACCCUGCUUCAGUCAUCCGGCCAACGGUACUGCUCCAUAUUGACACGGCCCGGCUCCGCGGAAUUGAGAUACAUUAAUCUUAGUGUUGACAUCGCGGCCAACAUCAAUGCGUCUGCUUCGCUCAUUGACUUAUAUUUAAAGCGCUAGUUGGUAGUAAUAGUGACCCGGAAAUCACGCAGCAAGGUCCUGUACUGGCCCAGCCCCAGGACGCAGCCUUUUCAGUGACAUCAACAACCCGUGAAGUUAUAUUGAAAACCCAAAAAAUGAAAAAAAAAAAAAAAAGUACGACUCGCAUAACAUGAGGACCCAGUACUACGUCUAUCAUGGGCCCAUUGAAAGGGAC
This is a messenger RNA of Aspergillus ibericus CBS 121593, 843 nucleotides long. RefSeq lists its product as uncharacterized. The record is from RefSeq and is a predicted model, not a curated record. Bases 135 to 647 code for a protein of 170 amino acids. NCBI's taxonomy places the organism in Eukaryota, Fungi, Ascomycota, Eurotiomycetes, Eurotiales, Aspergillaceae. The transcript has a single exon.